AUGUCUAAUUCACAACCUACUCCGAAAUGGAGCACCGCGCCUGCAAACGACGCCUCUUCCUCAUCCUCGCCCCUCGAAUCUCCCUCCGCCGAAGAUGCGCCAUGGUCCAGAACCCGCCAGUCGUCGAUCCGCCGUCUGUCCGAGCCGAGAGUCCGCGUCGAUCCGUCCCUCACUGGACAGGCACAGCGCCUCUGGAACCAGUACUACAACAUGGCCCUUGGCCUUGUCGAGCAAUACUUUGAAUUGGAAUUCAAGUUCCAGCUCGCCAUUGGAGCCUUCCUCGCGCUUCUCUUCGUCCUCGGCAUCUUGACCAUUCUCUACCACAAGGCCUUCUUUGCCUGGCUGGGUCCAGUGUCCGAGACAUGGUACAACCUGCCCGGCGGUUGGCUCAUCGCCUUUGCUUUCAUCUUUAUUACCGCUUUUCCCCCCGUUGUACUAUACUCGGUGGCCAACACUGUUGCUGGCUUCGUCUAUGGCUUUCCCGGCGGCUGGCCGAUUGCCGCCUCGGCUUGCGUUAUUGGCAGCCUGUGCGCCUUCAUCGCCAGUAGAACUAUCCUGGGAUCAUACGUCAAUCGUCUCGUUGGAAAGGAUGCUCGGUUCAUUGCUCUGGGUCAGGUGCUCCGAAAGGAAGGGCUCCUUUACCUUACGGCUAUCCGUUUCUGCCCUCUACCCUUCAGCCUGAGCAACGGCUUCCUGGCCACUAUCCCCAGUAUUACGCCUCUUGCGUUUGCUCUCUCAACACUCUUCUCCACUCCCAAGCUUCUUGUCCACAUCUUCAUCGGCAGCCGCAUCGCCCUCCUUGUCAAAAAAGGCGACGAGCUCACUUUUGGCGACAAGGCCAUCAACAUCUUCAGCAUGGCAUUUGGCGGUGCUGUCGGUCUCAUUGUCGGAUACGCCAUCUAUGGUCGAACCAUGGCUCGCGCAGCUGCCAUUUCCAGAGAGCAGGGCGAUGUCGAUGCUGAAGAGGGCCACGGUGGCUACUCUAGCAGCGGCAACGGCUAUGCCGAUGCUGGAAGUGGUCUCAUGGAUCCUGAAGAUGCUGCUGCAAUCAUGUCCGACGAUGAUCUCUCCAUGUGGGGUGAAGAAGAUGCUUUUGGAGACACCGACGAUGAAGCACACAAAAGUAGUGGGCGCUAG
Messenger RNA from [Torrubiella] hemipterigena, 1137 nucleotides. NCBI's taxonomy places the organism in Eukaryota, Fungi, Ascomycota, Sordariomycetes, Hypocreales, Clavicipitaceae. The record is from the annotation of a GenBank genome assembly.